Molecule: messenger RNA, 717 nt
Organism: Metarhizium robertsii ARSEF 23
Lineage: Eukaryota; Fungi; Ascomycota; Sordariomycetes; Hypocreales; Clavicipitaceae
Exons: 3
Coding region: 1-717 (238 amino acids)
Source: RefSeq, a predicted model, not a curated record
AUGACAGGACCGCCUACAAGUCCGCGUUACAGCGCUGAGGACUUUGAGACUGCCUCUGUUCGUUCGGCUGCCCCUUCUUAUGUAUCGGAUACGCCAUCUUACCACACCCUCCCGUACAAUCACAAUGAAACAAUUCCGCCCUAUAGCCCACCAGCUCCAAGGGCAGCCCCUUUGGCAGCAAGUGCUUCUGCUCCUUUAUUCGCCCCUGGCCGUCACAGAACUUCGUCGACUCGGCAGCAGACCAUAGGCCUGCCUCCUCUACCCCCAGUGGCACCGCAAGGUGCCAUGUCAAUCCAUAACUUUCACCUCCCGACCUGGUCCGCCAACAAUGGCCCGGCGGCUCGCCACUACCGGAAUGUAGCUGAGCGCCGAAUUACGUCCGGUCGAUACACGGGACCGGCAGAGCCAUUGAGACACCAAAACUCCAAUGAUAGAGCCUUGAAUAACGGGACGGACACCGCUCCAGAGGCACGCCCCUUGGAAGAUCCGUACCUUGUCGGCGAGGUAGCGGCAGCACAGGCCCGUCGUGAAAGACUGGCCCGUGAAGCUAGUGAUGACAUUCUUGUCCGAGAGGAUAGGCAGUGGGACUGGCUUCUUGCCCAAAUGAGGAGCUGGGACGAGCGCGAGAGAAACUGGGCUCGUUUCCGCCGCGAGGUCGAACACACUCAACGUAAAAAGCUGCUUCGUCGUAUUGGUGGUCGGCUGCUGCCAACUUAG